AUGGCGUCUCCGGUCAGUCCGACAUGUUUGAAAGAAGAGCAAGGCAAGAACCUCGCUCUUCAUCACCUCCAGAUCCAUUUCUCUGAACGCGUCUCACAAUGGUUCUUAAACUCUAUGGAUUUCUCCACUUGCACUCAAACCGUUGCAACAGUGUUGUACAAGACAAACGUUUCGUUCGAGUUCAUCCCAGUCGACAUUAGCAAGGGCGAGCAGAAGGCCCCGGAAUACCUCGUGAUUCAACCAUUCGGACAGGGUGUCCGACUUCAGGACGAUGAUGGAUACAUCGUGUACGAAAGUAGGGCCAUUGCUCGCUAUAUCACGGCCAAGUACGGCGAUCAAGGAACACCCCUCCUCCCAAAGGAUCCAAAGGCAUACGGUCUCUCCGAGCAAGCCGCAUCGAUUGAAGCCUUCAACUUCCAUCCACACGUGUCCAAAGCCGUUGCCGAAAACAUGUUCAAAAAUGGAUUGACCCCAGACCAUGCGGUUUAUGAGGCAGCAAUCUCCGCCCUGGACAAGCAUCUGGAUGUGUAUGACACGAUCCUCGCAAAGCAGAAGUACCUAGCUGGAGAUGAAAUCACUCUUGCUGAUAUCUUUCACGUUGCAUACGGCUCAUACCUCCCUGCGGCGGGGAGUAACGUCAUAGACACAAGGGGCAAAUGGCUUUCGUGGUUCAAGGAGGUGUCCGGAAGGGCUUCCUGGCAGGCGGUCAAGGAUGGUGUCAAAAGUACCACCUAA
This is a messenger RNA of Laccaria bicolor S238N-H82, 735 nucleotides long. RefSeq lists its product as uncharacterized. Gene Ontology annotation, molecular function: glutathione transferase activity; glutathione binding. NCBI's taxonomy places the organism in Eukaryota, Fungi, Basidiomycota, Agaricomycetes, Agaricales, Hydnangiaceae. The transcript is spliced from 5 exons. The coding region runs from base 1 to 735 and encodes 244 amino acids. The record is from RefSeq and is a predicted model, not a curated record. Gene Ontology annotation, cellular component: cytoplasm.